Messenger RNA from Volvox carteri f. nagariensis, 987 nucleotides. RefSeq lists its product as uncharacterized. The coding region runs from base 1 to 987 and encodes 328 amino acids. Gene Ontology annotation, biological process: D-xylose metabolic process. The transcript is spliced from 6 exons. The record is from RefSeq and is a predicted model, not a curated record. Gene Ontology annotation, cellular component: cytoplasm. Gene Ontology annotation, molecular function: UDP-glucuronate decarboxylase activity; NAD+ binding. NCBI's taxonomy places the organism in Eukaryota, Viridiplantae, Chlorophyta, Chlorophyceae, Chlamydomonadales, Volvocaceae.
AUGGCUGAGAACGGUAACGGCACCCUUAUCAAAACCAAGCCACGCUGCGAGCGCAACCGCGUUCUGGUAACUGGAGGUGCUGGAUUUGUUGGGAGCCAUCUGUGUGAUUAUCUUGUGGAGCGCGGCGACCAUGUGAUCUGCCUUGACAACUUCUUCACGGGUAGCAAGGAGAAUAUUGCACAUCUGCUGGGAAAGCCCAACUUUGAGGUUAUUCGGCAUGACGUCGUGGAGCCGAUCCUCCUUGAAGUGGAUCAAGUUUUCCAUUGCGCUUGCCCAGCUUCACCAAUUCAUUACAAGUACAACCCAAUCAAGACGGCUAAGACUAGCUUCCUCGGGACGAUGAACAUGCUGGGCCUUGCCAAGCGCUGCAAGGCGCGAUUCCUCAUCACCAGCACCAGCGAGGUGUACGGUGACCCAUUGGAGCACCCUCAGAAGGAGACGUACUGGGGCAACGUGAACCCCAUCGGCGAGCGCUCAUGCUAUGAUGAGGGCAAGCGUGUGGCGGAGACCUUGGCGAUGGACUACUACCGUGAGCAUGGCCUGCAGGUCCGCAUUGUGCGUAUCUUCAACACUUACGGCCCUCGCAUGGCCCUGGACGAUGGGCGUGUGGUGAGCAACUUUGUCAGCCAAGCGCUGACGAACAAGCCCAUCACGGUUUAUGGCGAUGGUCAGCAAACCCGGUCCUUCCAGUACGUCAGCGACCUCGUCCGCGGCCUGGUAGCAGUGAUGGACGGCCCUCACAUUGGGCCCUUCAACAUUGGCAACCCGGGUGAGUUCACCAUGCUGGAGCUGGCUAACCUCGUCAAGGAGGUGGUCAACCCCAACGCUGUGAUCGAAUACCGCGAGAACACUGCGGACGAUCCAUCCCGCCGUCGCCCGGACAUCACUAAAGCUACGGAAAUGCUGGGGUGGAAGCCGGAGGUGCCACUGCGGGAAGGGCUGCUGCGCAUGGUGGAUGAUUUCAAGCGCCGCCUAGGCGUGGAAUGA